UCUACUUGCAUACCUACGCUGUGAGACAAAAUGUCGGAAGAAGGCCUACCUAGUUAAGAAAAAAACAAUACAUGGUUGGGGUUCUACAAGGUUUCUAAUGGCAUUUAUGCAGGCCUUUAAUUCAUUACUAUACAUGGUUUUUACAUUGAGGUUUAUAAAUUGAGACUUCUCUAAAAUAUACUCCGGAUCGAAAGAUGUUCCUGAUUUUCGUCGUGACCGUCCUUAUGGCAACAGGCUCCACCAUGGCCAUCUCUGUCCAGUGUCCUGUCAAGAGGUACGUGGUCAUCCUGUUCCAGCCGGUCACGCUCACCUGCAACUUCCAGACGUCUUCCACGCAGCCGCCCGUCAUCACCUGGAGGUACAAGUCCUACUGCAGGGACCCCAUCCAGGCAGCCCUGAACCCCAGCAGUGCUGACAACAUCCUGUCCCAGAACAACCCUAACUACAACGCCAACAUUGAGUGUGCCGACAGCAUGCGGACAGUGCGCAUCGUGGCCUCCAAGCAGGGCAGUGCUGUCACUCUGGGCGAGGAGUACCAGGGGCGAAAAGUCAGCAUCUUGAACAAUGCAGACCUGAACCUUGCCCAGACGGCGUGGGGAGACAGCGGCGUGUAUGUGUGCUCUGUGGUGUCUUCUCAGGACCUGACAGGGAACAGCGAGGACUACACUGAGCUCAUAGUGCUGGACUGGUUGUUGGUAGUACUGGUAGUGUUUGGCUUCCUGCUGCUGUUGCUCCUCAUAGCAAUCUGCUGGUGCCAGUGCUGCCCCCACACCUGCUGCUGCUACAUCCGCUGUCCCUGCUGCCCUGAGAAAUGCUGCUGCCCUCGGGCAUUGUACGAAGCAGGCAAGGCAGUGAAGUCAGGCAUCCCCAGCCAAUACGCCCCCACGCUCUACGCUCCCAGCAUGUACGCCCAGCCACCCUACGGAGGGGUCAUGCAACAGCCCGGCAUACCCAUGCUGCCCCUACCCCAGGGGAUGGGCGGCCCCCCACUACACCCCAACGGCUACGGACGGGACUACGACGGAGCCAGCUCGGUUGGACAUGGCUCCCAGGUGCCUUUGCUGCAUGACCAGGACAGUGGCGCAGGAGACCAAACUCGGAGCGGCUACCGUAUCCAGGUGGACCCAGAUGGGAAUGCAACGCAGGCCAUCUACUACAUGGAGAGACAGCUAGCCAACCUGGACCCCACCCGGUCUGGUGACGCCGCUGGGAAGUACAACCGCUUGGAUGGGGGGAUGAGCGAGGUGAGCUCCUUACACGAUGACCCACGGGGCCGUGGCGGUGGCCGCUCCCAGGCCCCGCCCCUCGCCACCGUGUACGACCAGGACGAGGCCAUGAGCACCAUCAGCAGCGUGUCCACGCACGGCCAGCGGGGGCGUGACGAGUACCCGCGGCGAGGAGGUGGGCCCUCCCCCCACAUGGGGGCCCACGGACGCGCCCGCUCCAUGGACAACCUGGAUGAUAUCGCCCGCCGAGACCGCUACCCCAGAGACACCCGGGAUCCCCGCGACGACUACCCUCCCCACCGCCGCGACGGAGGAGGAGCCAGAGGCAGGAGAGGCUCGGAUGAUGACUUUAGCAGCCGCGGCGGCUACGACCGCGGCCGUGACUUUGACGACCGCAGACGGCGCGAGCCCUCCCCUGACGGCCGUCGCCGCGGAGGCAGCCCGGUCAGCGGUCUCCAAGGGAGACGCAGCCGUAGCCGUGACGACCUGAUGGCCAUCGAACGUGAUCGGGAGCACGGUGGCGGCCGUGGUGGUGGGCGGGACGCCUACGAUGAUAGCUUUCUGCGGGAAGCCAUGGAGAAGAAGCGUCUAGGCGAGCAGCAGAGGGCGAGGAGCCGCGAGCGCCUGGACAGCGACAGCGAACGCUCGGACCGAGGCAGGGCCCCCCGCGGACCCCCUCCACUUCCCAUGUCCCCGCCUUCCAACUACCCCGACCGUCGCUACGACGACAACUACCCAGCCCCUCCCCUGCCUUCCUACAUUAGCGAUGACGAGAGCUUGACGUCCUCCAAGAAGAGCAAUCUACGCAAGAAUGGAGCCGUGAGUCGGGAGAUUCUGGUGGUGUGAGACGUUCAAUAUCCCCCAGCGUAACUGAUCUGUCCCUUAACACAAUUACUAGUCGUCUAUGUCAAUAGUACUAAUGUUGCAAACUUGCUACCGUGAUUUUGUUUUCAAUACCUAAACUCAGAUAUCAACAUUUGAUGCUGGAUAUUUAUGUACAAAUGACCUUAUUGGGGAUAAUUUAGUAAUUGUGUGCUUCAUAUUUACUGAAAGCAUUGUCAGCCUUAUGUCCUCUCAAUUAUUUUUAAUGUACAGAAUAGCUCUAACUGAAGCACUAAGUGUAGUGUGUGGUUGAACAUGCCAAGGCUUAAUUAAAGUAGCCUACACUGGAAUGGCAGUAGCCAAAGUAAACCAGAAAUGGUUUUCAUUCACUCUUUUUAACCAUUCAUUUUCACCUUACAGUCAUCUUACAGUCAAUGUGAGUAACCCGGAGCUUUAAGAUUGUAAAGCAAGUAUUCAUUUGAACUUUUAAUUAUUUACUGUGAGAAGUCAUGAUUUUUUUUAAAUGAAAAUGAGAUCAUGCUGUACAUUUGAAAUAGAAUAGAUUUUAUUAGGGCGGGAGGUAGCCUAGCGGUUCAGAGCAUUCGAACCACUCACCGAAAGGUCGCUGGUUCGAAUCGCCGAGCCAACUAAGUAAAAAAUCUGCCGAUGUGCCCUUGAGCAAUGCACUUAACCCUAAUUGCUCUGGAUAAGAGCCUCUACUAAAUGACUAAAAUCAAAUAAUAGCCAUUUUAUUUUUACAUUGUUUAUCAUCGUAUUGGAUUAGUUUUAACUGUCCAGCAUGUAUUUGUCAUGAAUAAUGUCAGCCAUAGACAGGUUAUAUUUGUUCCUUUUUUUUCUUUUUUUCUUUUUGCUAUGAAAAAUGUACUUACUGCAUUGUUGUACAGUCUACUUGUCAUACCCACUGUCCGUACUGUGUUGACUGAUUUACAACAAGCGUAAUUUUACAAUAAAGCUUUUUCAAAAUG
Molecule: messenger RNA, 3034 nt
Organism: Salvelinus namaycush (lake trout)
Lineage: Eukaryota; Metazoa; Chordata; Actinopteri; Salmoniformes; Salmonidae
Product: lipolysis-stimulated lipoprotein receptor-like
Exons: 10
Coding region: 195-2072 (625 amino acids)
Biological process (GO): establishment of blood-brain barrier; tricellular tight junction assembly
Cellular component (GO): plasma membrane; tricellular tight junction
Source: RefSeq, a predicted model, not a curated record